Molecule: messenger RNA, 5385 nt
Organism: Schistosoma haematobium
Lineage: Eukaryota; Metazoa; Platyhelminthes; Trematoda; Strigeidida; Schistosomatidae
Exons: 10
Coding region: 584-3859 (1091 amino acids)
Source: RefSeq, a predicted model, not a curated record
CUUACAUCGAUGUCACACUCCUCAGUUAGUACCUGACGGUGCCAGUCUGGUCGCGCUUAAAAGUGGGUCGUAUAGAAUAAAUGCUAAUUAUAGGCAACAGCAUAUGUUAGUAAGAUCAGGAUAGAGAAAAAUAAAGAUGAAGCACGUUUCCAUGAUCCCGUCCAUGAAGUGCAACAGACUGAAACUCAUUGUUUGUCACUGAAACCGAUGAGGCUGAGUAGACUGUCUUACCUUAUCGAUCCUUCGUCUAACGCCGAAACUGUUCAUGGACCAAAGACGUUUAAUUCCCCCUACUAUUCUGUAGGAAGUAUUCAAAUAUGGAACCAUGUUGCGUGUUUGGGACUUAGUUUUUGACAACAAUUUGUCCAAUGUGGUACUUUAUUCUGUAUGACAUUAUUCUAUUUGAGUGUAGUGUUUGUUCAAGUCACGAUGUUCUUGUAUUAAAUCAACAUGAACUAUGUUCAGCAUGACAUUCAGCAUAUGAUCUGGAUAACUUAUUAUUUUUCAUGAUUAUUACUUUCCAACAUGAUCGUCUUUAAUGUGCUAACUACUCGGUCCUCUACGGGCCUUUCCCUGAGGCAAUAUGAACAAUAAAACACGUGUGGUUAUAUACAAGGGAACUAUUUACAAAUAUAAAACUCAUCAUCCACAAUAUAUAGAAAUUAUAACUCAAUUCAAUGAUAAAAAUUCAUAUUUAAUUAUUUAUCAGUCUAAAUCUAAAUGGAAAUCUAAAUUUAAUUCGAAUAGUACUAAUUGGAUUAUUCAAAAAUUUUUAUUACAUCAAUUUAAUGAAAAUAAACAAACUAAUCAAAUUGGAAUAGAUUCAACAGGACCAACAACAACAGCAACAACAACAAGAUCAACGAAUAUACCAUCCAAUACUACUACUAAUACUACUCAUAGUAAUACUAGGACUACUAACACUAAUACUACUACUACUGCCAAUACUAAUACUAAUACUACUAUUAAUAGUAAUACUGAUACUAAUACUAAUACUACUACUACUGCCAAUACUAACACUAAUCCUACUACUAAUAGUAAUAGUAAUACUACUAAUACUAACACCAGUACUACUACUACUACUACUACUACUACUACUACUACUACUACUAAUACUAAUACUAUUUCAUUGAAUUUAAUUAAUGAUUAUUCAAAUGAUAAUGAUUAUAUAAGACAAAAAACGAAUUCAAUUAUUGAAUCAUUAAAUGAUUUAUUUUAUGCAACAAUAUUAUAUAGAAAUAAUAAAUCAAAUUAUAAUUUAUCAUUUAAAUUAUCUAAAACAAAAUUCAAAUGGUUACAUAAUUAUUCACAAAAAUCAAUGAAUUAUAUUCAUCAUUCAUUAUCAACAGGAUCAUCUUGUCAUUCUGUAAAUAAUUAUUCAUCAUCAUUUAAAAAAUCCUACAAAAGCAAAUCAUGUAAAUUAAUUCAUUCUAAUUCACAACCAAUUGAUUCAACUGUAUCUAUGAUUUCUAAUUUAUGUAUAUCUAAUGAGUUAAAUACAAGUCAACAAAUGUGUACAAAGAAUCAACCUAAAUAUACUACUACUACUACUACUACUACUACUACUACUACUACUAACAACAACAACAAUAAUAAUAAUUUUGUCAAUGAUACAUCCAAUAUUCUACUUGGUUUAUUUCUGGAAUCAGGAAAACAUUUUAUAUUUGAAUUUAAUACAAUACAUGAAAGAAAUUUAUGCUUAGCAUCAUUAAAUAAAAUUAUUACUAUGAAUAAACAAAUGAAUGCUUAUCCAGAUAUUGAGUUUGCAUGGUCUGUUAAUGUUCAUUUUAAACCAAAAGAUUAUACAAGUGCCUGUUUAAUUCCAAACAAUAAUGGAUCACAUUACUUAUGUUUGACUUGUACAGAAAUACUUUUAAUUCAAGGAAAUUUACGUAUACCGAAAUUAAUUAUUUUAUAUCGAUUUGUACGUCAAUGUGUAUCACGUAGAGAUGGUCAAUUUCGUAUUUAUACUGGUCGUGCAUCACCAAUCGGUGAAUGUGAAAUUAUAUUUCAAUUAGCUGAUCAUACAGAAGCAGUAUAUGUACAUGAACAAUUUACACGACUUAUGCGUCAGGCUAGUGUAAAUACACCAUCAUUAUCAUUGUCUUCAUCAUCUUCAUCUUCAAAUUCUGGAUGGAAUCGAUUUGGUUAUAGUCAGAAUAAUUUACCUCCAUUGCCAAGACCAAUUUCAUUAUCUCAAAAUAAUCCAUUAUUAUCUGCAGUGAAUUUACAACCAAUAAAAUGCUUAACUCGUUCCAAGUCUAUAUCCAUCAUUUACAAUAAUAAUGAUAAUAAUUCCAUGGACAACAAAAAGAAUAAUCCCAUAGACGACGACGACAAGAAGAAUCAUUCCAUGAACAAUAACAACAAGAAGAAUAAUCUUGAUUAUAAUGAAUGUAACAUACUAAACUACAAGAAAAAUGUAUUACAUCAAUCAUGUCCGUUAUUAUUAUUCAAUACUAUCAAAGAUAAUUACCUCUUGGAUCAUCAUGAUCAACAAUAUUCAAAAGAAAUAAAAUCAAUACAAAAUGAUCAUAAUGAUACUAUAAUAAUCAAUAAUGAAAUAAAAGAAAUUAAUGACAACGCUACAUCUCAUUAUUUGGAAAUGAAUUUAUGUGAUAACAAUAUAAAAGAAGAUAAUAAGAAUUCAGUUCAUCUUAGAAAUCAAUCUAUAUUACAUAAUCGAAUCAAAGCAUUUUCUACAUGUUCACCAUUAGAUUUAAUAUUUACAUCAUCGCAAUUAUUUAAUGAAAUAGUAUCAUUCAAAAAAGUAUUAUGUCCAACUAUUCAACAACAACAACAAUCAUCAUCUUCAUCUAUGUCAAAUAGUAAUAUUAUUAUUAGUCAUCGUGAUAAUAAUGAUCUAUUUGCACAAUUAUUCUUUGAAAAACCACACAAUCCAUAUUCAUUAUCAUCUUCAUCUUCAUAUGUUAUUGGAAAACAAGAUCAAUUAUCUUCAUUAACUUCAUUACAUUAUUCUAAUCAAAGUCAAUCAACAUCAACUAGAUCACAUAAUAGUUUGUUUCAUAAUAAUAAUAAUAUUCAUAAUAAUAGUAAUGGUAUUAAUACUACUUGUAAUAGUAUCAGUAGUAGUUUAUCACCUAUGAUGAUAACAACUUCUAGUGGUUCAUCUAUAUUUUUAAAUUGUGGUAAUAGUAUUCAUGGUGGUAAUAGUAAUAGUAAUAGUAAUAGUAAUAGUAGUAGUACUAGUAGUACAAAUGUUAGACCAAGAACAUCAAGUGAUGUUAGUAAUAUGCGUAGAUCAUAUUUCUAUCAUUCACGUGUACAUUAUCCUCAUCAUCUUCAACAACAACAACACCAACAACAAUCAACUAUGACACAUACUCAUUAUCUUCAUCAUUCACAACAACGUCAGGAAUAUUCUCCUCGUCCUUUAAGUACCAUCGAUUAUCAAACAUCACAGAAUAUGAUUUCUAAUUUAAAAUUAAGUAGAGAUUUAAGUAGUAUUAAUGAAUUAUUACCAGUGAAUAAUUCAAGCAUUAUAAAUCCAAUUAGUAGACCACGUGCAGCAACUACUGGAUCGAAUUUAUUAUUAAAUAAACAACGUUUAUCAAUAGUAUUAAAUCAUUUAAAAAUGAAUUGGUUUAAAAAACAAUCAAAUAUGAAAAAAAUCACUCAUCACAAUUUAACUACUAUUAAUUAUGCUACUAAAUAUAAUACUAGUAGUAUAAAUGAUAAUACGAAAAAAAUGAAUGAAGAUCAAAAUGAUGAUGGCAAUGAUGAUGAAUAUGUUGAAACAUUUCCUAUGAAUAUGAAUAUAUUAUCGAAUAAUUUAAAUUCAUUAACAUUACAAACAAAUCUAUUACCAAAUUUAUCAAAUCAUUAUAUGAUUUUAUAAGUUACAAACUAGUUUGAUGUAAUCAUUUAAUGUACAUAAACAUGUGAUGCUUAACAGCAUUUAUUACUUGUACAUGAUAUGAUCUCUUUGUUGAGGGAUUCUAAUUCACUUAAAACAUUACUUACUUACUUACUUACUUAUGCCUGUUACACCUCGUAGACGAGGAGAAGGAGGAGAAGUGUAGACUGACCAUCGAUACUUUCUAUCUAACCUUAUCCUGAGUAAUUGUUUUACAGUUAUUUAUUUUUUCUAAAAUGUAUGAUUCAAUUUUGUUCUAUAUACCAUUGUAUUUUUAUAAAGCCAUUUACUUAAACCGCCCCGCUCCCCCCCGAAAUUUUAUUCACCUAUUUUUUUUAUAAAAAAAAAUCAUUCCAUUUGUGAAAUUUUUUUAUCAUUAUCAUAUUUAACUAUUAAAGGAAUAUUCUUCUUUUUCAUCCAUUUUGUUUUAUUCAGUUAUGGUAUUAUGAAAAUUACCUACUUACUUACUUACUUACUUACUUACACCUGUUACUCCCAAUGGAGCAUAGGCCGCCGACCAGCAUCCUCCAACCUACUCUGUCCUGGGCCUUCUUUUCUAGUUCAUGGAAAAUAUUGAACUAGAUUUCAAAUAAAAAAAAUGUAAAAACUAUAAACUUGAAUAAAGAGGUCAUUAAUUUAAAAAGAAAAAAAAAGAAAGAAAAAAAGAAAAGUGAAUAUGAAUUCAUUCAAUAAACAAUAAAAUGAUCAACGGCAACAACAACAAGAACGACAACAAAAGGAAAAGAGAAAAGCAUCCGGAUACAAUAGAUUAAAGUUAGUGUAGAAAGCAAUUUCCUACAGGUUUAAUUCUGAGCUAUUCUCUAGACUGUCGAAUACAGAGUCUUAGUUUAGCCAAAGUCAGAACAAGUAAGCUAUUUGGUUAGAUAAACUUUAUUUGUUUUUCGAAAACAUUAAUUAACAUCGUUAGUGUACAAACAAACAAGUGCGGUUUAUUAAUACAGGGAAAAAACAGACACAAAUAACAUAUCGAACAUUAGCCAGAGAAUAGGGAAAAUGAGUCAACAAAGUAAAUAUUGUUUUACAAUAAACAUCAAACUGUCAUUGGUUAAUAAAGAGAUUCAAUUGUACAAAGUCAAAAGAAGUUAAUAGGGUAGUGGGCGUUUCCCUUUAUUAUUGGUGGGUUCGUCUAUCGAUCACAUUUUACACUCCCCCCGAAACGCGCACCACGUCCAUUGUCCAGGGUCGUUGUCGCCCUCAGACAACCGGCUUCUUCUAGCAGACAUAGGCUUUGCACAUCUCUGAUGAUUUCUUCGUUUGAAGUUCUCAACUUUGCCGUACGGACUCGUCCGUCCGGGCCAUAGCUUACUUGCUCGACAAUAGCCUUAGGUCAUAGACCUCUAUUCAUUUCGACGUUACUAACAAGGACUAAGUCACCCGGUUGUAAGUUCUUGUGUACGUCCAACCAUUUGUCUCUUGUUUGGAGAGUCGGUAAAUAUUCUUUUAUCCAUCUAUUCCAGAAUGCGGUGGUUAGUCUUUGAGCUUCUUUC